UCUUUCACUUUCCGCGAGACGCACUAUCCUCUGCCCAUUGCGAGCCAGGUUCGGCUGACGCAGAAUUCAUGCCAAACGUGGAAGGUAUCAUUGAACUCGAUGCAAAGCUGCAUGCAAGAGACUUGCAAAGACUGUCAUUUCUAUGAACAGAAUCAGUUCGCCAUGUACACAGGUGUACAGAUACUCUUUUUCUACCGGCUCCCUGGGGACCAUCAACUGCCACGGAACAAAAUA
Molecule: messenger RNA, 234 nt
Organism: Exophiala aquamarina CBS 119918
Lineage: Eukaryota; Fungi; Ascomycota; Eurotiomycetes; Chaetothyriales; Herpotrichiellaceae
Exons: 1
Biological process (GO): carbohydrate metabolic process
Source: RefSeq, a predicted model, not a curated record